Messenger RNA from Salvia miltiorrhiza (redroot sage), 1809 nucleotides. RefSeq lists its product as uncharacterized. Gene Ontology annotation, molecular function: zinc ion binding. The transcript is spliced from 5 exons. The record is from RefSeq and is a predicted model, not a curated record. Lineage: Eukaryota; Viridiplantae; Streptophyta; Magnoliopsida; Lamiales; Lamiaceae. Bases 1 to 1809 code for a protein of 602 amino acids.
AUGAACAAUAAGCUAGUUAGUAGCAAGUGGAUAGCAAAGAGAUAUGUUAAUGUGUUUAGAAUUAGGAACAAUAUCACCAUUCCAGAAUUGAGAGAUGACAUCUGGAGAAGGUUUGCAACAAAAGUUGCCAGAGAUAGGCUUUACAAAGCUAUGUCUAUUGCCCAACAAUUGGUUAGGAGGACAGUCACUGAGCAUUAUGGACUUGUGAGGAGUUACAUUGUAGAGAGUAGAAGGGUAGAUCCCACUGGUAGAUUUGAGCUGAUUACUGGGGAAGGUAGGGUGUUCAAGGCAUUGUACAUGGGUUAUACUGCUUUGAGGAAGGGUUUUCAAGUGGGGUGUAGACGAAUUCUUGGUUUGGAUGGGUGUUUUCUAAAAACUUGUUUGGGAAGGAUACUCCUUUCUGCAGUUGCCAAAGAUGAUUUGGAGAUUACAGAUGGACAAGGCUGGACAUUCCUUUCAGACCAGCAAAAGGGUCUUGAAAAUGUUGUUGCCACCAUAGUUUCUCAUGCCGAGCACAGGAACUGUGCUAGGCAUGUAUACAUGAAUUGGAAAAAGCAAGGUCACACUGGAAGCACUUUGAAAAACAUAUUUUGGAGAGCUGUCAAAGCCUCUUACAAGGAUGAAUACAAAAGGGCUAUGGAAGAGAUGAAAGCUGAAUCAGUUGCAGCAUAUCAAGACUUUAGAGAAAUGGAUGUACAUAGGUUUUGCAAGGCAUUUCUUCCUACUACUACUUUCUCUUAUAUGAUUGACAAUAAUAUUGCAGAGACCUUUAAUGGUUAUAUCAUCAAUGCAAGAGGCAAAAUGGUUAUACACAUACUUGAAGAAAUUAGGACCUCAAUAAUGGUGAGGCAGGUUAAGAAACUUGAAACAAUUGGUAAGGUGACUGAUACUCUUUGCCCUGAAAUUAGGAAGAAGUUAGAGAAACUGAGAUGGUUGAGCAGGCAUUGUAUUCCGUAUCCUGUUAUAGGUGGAAAAUUUGAGGUUCUUGCGAAUGUAGAUAAGUUUGUUGUAGAUGUUGAAAUACGUACAUGCAGUUGUAGGAUGUGGCAGUUGAUUGGUAUUCCAUGUGUUCAUGGUAUUUGCUCAAUACAAUACAUGGGUCUAGAUGUUGGGAAUUUUGUGGCAGAUUGGUAUGGUGUUGACAGGUAUAAGGAGUGUUACAAGUUCGGAUUGCCACCAUUAAAUGGACAAAGGAUGUGGCCAGAGGUAGGUGAUGAUGAGAAAGUGAAACCCCCACUUGUUAGAAGCAUGCCUGGAAGGACAAAGAAAAAGAAAAGGAGAGCACUUGAAGAGAAGGACCCCAAAAACCCAAACAAGCUUAAAAGGCAUGGACAGAUAAUCACAUGCAAUAACUGCAACAAGCUUGGCCAUAACUCAAGAACUUGCACCAAGAUGACAGUUGUAAGGCCUCCAAAAGAGCAGCCAAAGAGAGGUCGGCCGAGGAAGAAGGCUGACAAGGAUGCUACUUCAACAACCAUAAGACAGGAGUCUAGUCAAGCCAUUGCAGCUAGGGAAAUGAAUUUUGCCAAAACUGGUGCUGGAGUUUAUACAAGCUUGGGGACAGGAAACAUCUACUACCAUAUGCCACAAAACACAAAAGUUACUCAUGUUAACAGUGCAAACAAGGGCAGUGGAACCAAGGGCAGUGGAAGCAAAAUAAGUGCAAGUAAAGGAAACAAAAAAGCAACUCGAGGACCAGCCCCAAUGGAAAGAGGAAGUGAAGGCCCUACAGCCCCCAAUGUGGGAAUGGUUAACACUCAAGAAAGCGGGUGUUCAACUGGAGAUGUUGGAGCACAAACUAACAUUUAG